AUGUUGCUAGUGUGGCGACUGAUCAUAUGGAGCGCUGUCGUCGCGCUCGUGAGCUGUGGCUACAACACGCCGGAGGAGAUUCAGGAGGGGAAGGCGGCCUUGGAAGGAAUGCGACGCGAACGGAAACGCGAGGAGUUCGCCACAAACCGGAUAUUCGGAGGAUUCCAGACACACGUGGGGCUGUAUCCUUUCGCCGUGUACCUCAUCACCAAAGACAAGCAGGGGUAUGAAGACUGCUCCGGAAGUCUGGUGGCGCCUGGUUGGGUCCUGACGGCGCGCCACUGCAAGGGCUCAGGCGCCUGGGACGCUAUCGUUUUCGCUGGUGACGUCGACUUCUCGACCGACAGAGUCUUCACCAAGAUCAACGUCCAGAUCCGCGUCGCGGCGACGGUCAGCUACUACAAGCCGCCCACCCCAGACAGACUGGACCACGACAUCAUGCUGCUGCACAUGUACCGCGCCUUCGAAAUGAUCUCCGGCUUCGUCGGCAUCAUACCCAUCACGGAAAUGAGACAGUACUCCGAACACUUCAACGAGAGGUGCACUGUAGUUGGCUUUGGUUUGCGAGGCAAAGACCUGAAGCCAGAGACUGGGAUCCAGAAGGGAGCCAGCUUCAUGAUGGAGCCCGGCCCCAACUGCAGGUUUCCUGGCAUCGACAUUAACGGCCUGUGCACUUUCGACGUCGCCACGAAGUCCGUGUGCCGCGGCGACUCUGGAGGACCCGUCUUCUGCAAGGGCGAACAAAUCCAGAUGGGCCUCGUAGUGGGCGCCAAGUACAAGAACUGCUGUUUUGAGUGGUGCGGCGCGCCCGUCUGGAAGAACGUGCACAUGUUCGUGGGCUACUACCGGGACUGGAUCGAGGACGCCAUCACACCAGGAGCGCGGGGGCGCGCGAGCUUCCGUGGCAGCCGGCCCGCGGGCACCCCGCUGCUGGUCUCCCUCACUGGUCUGGCGGCCUGGCCUGUCUCUCCAGCUGCUCAGUAA
Molecule: messenger RNA, 984 nt
Organism: Schistocerca nitens (vagrant locust)
Lineage: Eukaryota; Metazoa; Arthropoda; Insecta; Orthoptera; Acrididae
Product: serine protease ami-like
Exons: 4
Coding region: 1-984 (327 amino acids)
Biological process (GO): proteolysis
Molecular function (GO): serine-type endopeptidase activity
Source: RefSeq, a predicted model, not a curated record